UGGAAUCUGUUGUUAACUUUCAAUAUCAAGUCCAAAGAGUCGUUCAAGAUCUCGUCCACGUCAUCAAUAGGCUCAAAAUCCAAGCGAACCCAUCGGAGAGAUGGGUCUGACCAAAUUUGAUACCAUUUGGUACACUUUUUACACUUUUUACACUUGCCCACAAGAGCAAGCAAGAAGUGAAGACAGACCAUACCAACCUCAGCGUCUGAUGAUGUCUAUGGGUUCCAGACUUCAGGCAGUCAUCGAUUACCAAGGAUUUGCAACCAAGUAUUAAAAAUGACAAUGUAAUUCAUGAUUGUUAGUUUGUCCAAUUACUUUUGAUUCCUUAUCCCAAUAUUUAUGUGAUAAAUGAGUUUGAAUUGAAUACUGAUCCAGAUUGGGUUUUGCAAUCGCAUUGUUUCUUGCUGAGCAUCCUUUGUGUGUAAGGAGGUGGGUCAAUAACCUAGCAUUAGCAUUGUUCUUCCUGUAAAAGCCCCGCCCUUCCUCUGCACCAGCCUGCUCUUCACUACCUGUACCUUUCUGCCACUAGAACACAUACAGCAAGGACGCUCUAUUUCAGCACUUUUCUGAGUGUGUUUAUACCUCUGAGUGUGCGCAUGUGUGUGUGUGCACGUUCGUGGCUGAAUUAUUGAUGAGUACGGAUGCUCAGAAUGUCCUGCCAAGGCCGUCCUGGGAGUGCGUGAGUGGGAGCGAGCGCUCUCUGUGUUUAUGUCUCGGCAGAGAUGGGUGAAAGGAGUGCAGUGCAGCAGCCUGCUUACGAUGGCUUGUGCAACUACGCCCAAAAAAUCACCUCGUGCUUCGGACUUGAUGUGACCCACGCACACGACGCUCAGCACCGCCAGGAGAAGCCUGCCAUCCAGUGCUAUAAGUGUGGCGAGCCAUGCAAGGGCGAGGUGUUACGAGUGCAGAACAGGCACUUCCAUAUCAAAUGCUUUACAUGCAAAGUGUGUGGUUGCGACCUGGCACAGGGCGGGUUCUUCAUGAAAAAUGGAGAUUAUCUGUGCACGCUGGACUAUCAGCAGAUCCACGGCACUCGCUGUAACACAUGCGGCGAGUUUGUGGAGGGUGAGGUGGUCACUGCACUGGGGAAAACCUACCACCCUGCCUGCUUCGUCUGCACCGUCUGCAAAAGACCGUUUCCUGCCGGAGACAGAGUGACGUUCAAUGGAAAGGACUGCUUGUGUCAGUACUGUGCUGAGCCCAUGUCCCUUGUCCCUUCCAAGCACAUUACUGGGCCUGGCACCUGUGCAGGUUGUGGCAGAGACAUUAAGAACGGACAGGCUUUGCUGGCAUUGGACAGACAGUGGCAUUUGGGCUGCUUCAAAUGUAAAGCCUGCGACAAAGUACUGACAGGAGAGUACAUCAGCAAAGAUGGCGCCCCGUACUGCGAGAAAGAUUAUCAGGUCCAUUUCGGAGUCCGCUGCGAAGCCUGCCACCAGUUCAUCACUGGCAAAGUGCUGGAGGCAGGUGACAGACACUACCAUCCCAGCUGUGCCCGCUGUAGCAGAUGUAAUCAGAUGUUCACUGAAGGAGAGGAGAUGUACCUGCAAGGAUCGACCGUUUGGCAUCCGGGCUGCAAGAGCUCUACAAGAACAGAAGAUAGACAAAGGCCGACACGCUCGUCGUCCGAGAGUGUGUGUUCCAGACCUGGUUCAAGCAUACCUGGCUCACCGGGUCACACCAUAUAUGCAAAAGUAGACAAUGAGAUCCUUGAUUAUAGGGAUCUCGCCGCCAUUCCCAAAGUCAAAGCCAUUUAUGACAUCGAACGUCCUGAUCUGAUCAACUACGAGCCACUUUACACCACUUCCCUGGAAGAGAUGGAGGAGCGAGAGAGUGUGGGAGAGACACCAAGAACCAUGUCACCAGUCCCAUCUGCAGAUAGUUUUUAUGACAUGAAGGGUCACAUCCUGCAGCGGUCUACAAGUCAGGGCUCUAUCGGCUCGCCCAUUUAUAACCGCCACUGUUACACGCCAACCAUGUCUCGCUCACCACAGCACUUUCACCGGCCAGAUCAGAGCGUCAACAUGUACCGGAAGCCACCCAUCUACAAACAUUAUGAUCCGGCUGCCUUUACAGCCGAAAGCAGUUCUGCAGACGACAUCGUCAAAUCGGCCAAAUUUCCCUCGGCACUUGCUCCUGGUCCUGAAGACGUACCUAAGAUAGAGACAGAGUGCUGGCUGUGUCUGUCAACCAGUGGUACCCUAGGCUCUGAAGGGGGGAGAAGGAGAUCCCGAGAAGAGGAUGAGGAGGAACUCCAGAAACGCAGACAACUCCAGGAAGAACAUCUCACCAGGAUGCAAUCCGGUCUUGGGAAGCUCAUCCUGAAGGAGGAGAAGGAAAAGCAGCUGUUUCAAGAACGCCACGCACGAAGUCUGUCUGCACAAAGGCACACCAAUGGCAACGCAGAUGCAAAUUCUCCUGCCAAAACAGGCUCACUCCCUGGCUAUGGACGAAGCGGGUUGCAUCGGCCUCAGUCAACUGACUUUACGCAGUACGACAGUUACGGAGACGUCUCUGGCGGAGGACGAGAGUUUCAGCCCUUGCAGGAUGGCCAUCGGCCUGUCAGCAGAAUGGACAGGGGGGUUUCGAUGCCUAAUAUGCUGGAACCAAAAGUAUAUCCAUACGAAAUGCUCCUGGUCACCAGCCGUGGCCGAGCCAAGCUGCCCAGAGACGUGGACAGAACCCGACUGGAGCGGCACCUGGCUCCAGAAGUGUUCUUUGACAUCUUUGGGAUGGAGCUUCAGGAGUUCGACAAGUUACCUCUAUGGAAGCGCAACGACAUGAAGAAGAAAGCCAGACUCUUUUAACCAUAAAAACACACCAUACACUUCUGUAAUGUAGCCUUAUAUUUGCUUGUAAUCUCUCUUUCUUUCUCCCGUGGCCCAUGUACGUGCAAAUGGGAAGGAAUCUGAAGUGAUCUCUUUGGUUUGUGUUUAUUGGUUAGCACAACAUAAUACUAUGGUACCAUCAUUUAAAAUAAACAGUGACAAAUCUUUGCAUUAGCACACAAGCAUCAGAUGUUCAGAACUAUACGUCUUUAUGUCUCUUGGGCUAGUUUUCCUCCCUCAUAGACAUUUUUCUUUUUCUGCCCACGUCUUCCUGGGUAAUUUCCACUCACGUAAUGAGACAUUUUGUUAAGUUCAUUAUGCGUUCAUUGUUAAUUGAAUGUAGAUGUAACGAGCUUUCAUGUCUGCUUGUAUGGCGGUAUGUCUCUAUGUCAGAUGUUAUAAGCAUUCGAAAGUUUGCCACUCGAGCAUUUCUCGUUUGUCCAUGUUUUUUGUUCCUCGUCCUUUAAUUAUCCAAGCAACGCUGAACUUUACUCAAACUCCCACUGUAUACUUCGCAUCAUAAAAACAAGCUGUAUCUGGUUAAUCUUAUUCGAACGGAAACCCGCACUGCCAUUUAGUGUAUGUAUGAAUGAUAUUACAAGUAAAACGAUUGAUAAACUGUGCGUUAGACAGCAACACCAAAGGUAUGGCCAUGCCUAAGGGAGCAAAUAUAGCACUGGGUAUUUCUCAGGAUCCUUUCCACUGAAGGCUUAACAGGACCAAACACUUAUUGCUUGUGUAAAUUACAGUAUCAGACACCGACAUCAGAGCCGUUGUUGUUGUAGCUUUGUCGGGGUGGUAGGUCAAGGAAUAGCAUGGCUUCUUCCUCUCUCUCUCUCUCUCUCUCUCUCUCACUCUCUCUCUCUCUCUCUCUCUCUUUCUUCAGACUCACAACCAUACACACACAGUAACAAGUUCUUUCGGCUCUGUUAGUUGGUUGAAACUAAUUUCCCCGUUAACCCAACUGCUUGCACAAGCAUUCGACAAGCGGCAAACAUAAACUCUUCGUGAAUGAAAUGUUUUAUUGAUGUAAAAAGCUUCUCGUUAAUAAAAUGCAGCAAAUCAGA
This is a messenger RNA of Ictalurus punctatus (channel catfish), 3895 nucleotides long. RefSeq names its product actin binding LIM protein 1a (gene ablim1a). The coding region runs from base 723 to 2807 and encodes 694 amino acids. Gene Ontology annotation, molecular function: actin filament binding. The transcript has 22 exons. Gene Ontology annotation, cellular component: stress fiber; actin cytoskeleton. NCBI's taxonomy places the organism in Eukaryota, Metazoa, Chordata, Actinopteri, Siluriformes, Ictaluridae. Gene Ontology annotation, biological process: cilium assembly; lamellipodium assembly; cytoskeleton organization. The record is from RefSeq and is a predicted model, not a curated record.